UUCGAAACCGAAUAAGUCUGCAAGGCCAGUGUUGGUAAUGACAGAAAUAAAGUGUACUUACUGCCAUAAUAAUCAUCAUUUAUAUCAGUGCUUAAAGUUCAAAGACAUUGAAUGCAACAAAAGAUGGAAGUUUGUAAAAGAAAACCAUUUAUGUUUUUGUUGCCUUCGUUCAGGUCAUAGUGCUGCCAAUUGUACAAGUCGUCGUGAGUGUGGUCUUAAUUCAUGCAAAAGAAUCCAUAACCGAUUGCUCCAUGAAACUUUAAGUGUUAAAGAAGAGGGUGGUAACUCAAAGCCAAUUUCGAGUACAGAUACAGAUUUUCGAAAACAGCUGGUAGAUAAAACCAGUAGUGUUCAUACCAUUUUCGAAGGGAAAUCUAGUAAAAAAACUCUUUUUAAAUUUUUGCCAAUUGAAAUAAAAGGGCCCCGAGGUAAAUGCAAAGUCAUGGCAUUUAUCGAUGAUGGUUCAAAAAUUUCGUUAAUCGAGGAAAGUGUUGUCAAAGCUGUCGGUUUGAAAGGACCACAAGAUUUAUUGUCACUUAGAUGGAUAGGGGGUAAAACAACAAGCGAACUUUCGCAACAUAUAGACUUAGAAGUUACAGGUGUUGGAGAAAAUAUACCAUAUUAUCAAAUAAGAAACGUACGUACAACGAAGAAGCUUGAAUUACCAGCGCAGACAUUAAAUUUUGAUAGUUUCAAAUUGAAAUACAAGAUAUCAAAUGAUAUUUCAGUUGAUGAUUAUGAGAAUGCUAUUCCACGAAUGCUCAUCGGCAUGCCACACAUAAAUUUAGUUCGACCGUUAGAAGUAAUUAAUCUUGAUGAAUGUUUUUCGAUUCAUAGAUCUAAUUUAGGCUGUAUACUAUUUGGUUCUAAUGAAGAAAGUGCUGACGGAGUUGUGUGUCGUAUUGAUUGUGACGUAAGUACGAUGAGAGACAUACAAAAACAAAUGGCGGAGUAUUUUAGUAUAGACAAUUUUGGUGUGAAACCACUACAGCCGGUAAUAAGCGAAGCCGAUAAAAGGGCUCAAACAAUUCUUUUCGAAACAACUAAACAAAGCGCUACGCAAUAUAAAACUGGUUUGUUGUGGGCUUAUAAUGAAAUAGAAUUUGUUGAGAGUUACAAUAUGGCACUGAGACGUCUUGAAAUUAUUGAGUCAAAAAUAUCAAAAGACAAAACAUUUUUCGAAUGGUACAAUAACAAAAUAGCUGAGUAUAUAAACAAAUCAUACGCUAGGAAAUUAUCGCAUUCAGAGGCAUUGAAGAUUUGUCCUCAAACAUGGUAUUUGCCACAUUUUGCAGUUUGCAAUAUUUAUAAAGAAAAUAAAAGGCGUUUGGUAUUCGAUUAA
This is a messenger RNA of Ceratitis capitata (Mediterranean fruit fly), 1342 nucleotides long. RefSeq lists its product as uncharacterized. The record is from RefSeq and is a predicted model, not a curated record. NCBI's taxonomy places the organism in Eukaryota, Metazoa, Arthropoda, Insecta, Diptera, Tephritidae. The transcript is spliced from 2 exons. Bases 38 to 1342 code for a protein of 434 amino acids.